AUUCAAUGAUUCAAUAAUGAGACCAACGAUAAUUACUAGACUUAAUAGACAAUUCAUCCGGUCAUUCCAUUCAUCUAGACCAUUACUUGCACUCAACUUCGAUCCGUAUGCUACUUUAGGGAUAUCUAAGCUGGCGGAUCAAGCGGCAAUUAAACGAGCCUAUGUCGAUCUUGUCAAGAAGUACCAUCCUGAUGUGAACAAAGAAAAGGAUGCCGAGAAACGAUUCCACAAGAUUCAAGAAUCGUAUGAAUUACUUAGAGACAAGGAAAAGCGUGCACAAUACGAUCAAUUUGGUGCCCUGGCCUUUGAUGCUAAUGGUAAUGCCAACCCUUAUGCUGGUCAAGGUAAUCCUUUUGGUGGAUUUGGUGGGGGUCAAGGUGGGGCUCAGGGAAAUCCAUUUGCAGGAAUGGGAUUUGAUUUUGAAGAUUUGUUUAGAGGGGCAUUUAUGGGUGGCAGAGCUGGCCAAGGAGGUGCUCGUGGCGGCGCCCAAUUUGUUACUGAACAUGUUGGUGAUAACAUUGAAGUGUUGAAGUCAAUUUCUUUCAAAGAUGCCAUCUUUGGAACAAAAGUUACCAUAAAUUACAAGGCGGUGGAUACAUGUAAUACAUGUUCCGGUGAAGGGUUAAAGAAGGGGGCUAAAAAGUCAACAUGUCCUACAUGUCAUGGUUCAGGACAAACUACCCACAUAUUAGGUGGGUUCCAAAUGUCUUCUACAUGUAAUACUUGUCAAGGAGCCGGUGUAACCAUUGCCAAGAAGGAUGAAUGUGGCACUUGUCAUGGUCAAGGUGUUCGUGAAGUUCCUAAAUCAAGCUCUGUCGAUUUACCAGCUGGUAUUCAAGACGGCCUGCGUGUGCGUGUUCCAGGAGAAGGUGAUGCACCAUUCAUCACCAAAGAUGCAUACAACCGUACCCGUAAAGGUGACUUGAUUAUCCGUGUCAAUGUCCGUAAAGACCCUAAGUUCAAACGUAGUGGUAAUGAUUUAGUCAUUGAUGAAAACAUCUUGAUGACCACUGCCGCUUUAGGUGGGGAAAUUAUUGUUCCAACCUUGGAUGGAUCCAAUGUUAGAUUAAAGGUUAGACCAGGUGUUCAGAGCGGCAGAAAAUUGAGUAUUCCUAACUUGGGGGUACCAAUCAAUAGAAACAUGGAUAACAGGGGUAAUUUGGAUGUGAUAUUGAAUGUCAAGACGUUAGUUCCAGAAACUGCCACCCAAACUGCAUUAUUAGAGGCAUUGGCCGAUGCAUUUAAUGACAAGACUGCCAAGAGAACUCAUUUGAAACGGGCCGAAGAUGAAGAAGCUCAAGAUAAGGAAGACGCAGAAGCAGCAGCAGCAGCGGAAACUUUCGAUGAGAAGGAUUUACAUCCUAACAAGUUAGAUAGAAUUGGCAAGUUCUUGGGCAAAUUCUUCAACAUGGAGCAACCAAAGGAUAAAGAUCAAAAGUAAUUUUGUCUAGAUGUAUAUAAUUCUUGGACUCUAAUGUAAUUGUAUCUUGUAUAUAAAUAGUAUAAAUGGAAGAAUUUAAAUGGGGAUUUCACAUAGCCUUGGCUGCCGCCUUUCAAUUUUGUACGUAAAGAGGAAUUAUAAUUACAAGAUCAUUGAGGGAGGGUUGUACAUGGUUACAUUUUAUGCUGGGCGACAUUAUCCAACAUGAAUCUGC
This is a messenger RNA of Spathaspora passalidarum NRRL Y-27907, 1655 nucleotides long. It is a transcript of the gene MDJ1, whose product is annotated as Mdj1p. The record is from RefSeq and is a predicted model, not a curated record. The coding region runs from base 17 to 1441 and encodes 474 amino acids. NCBI's taxonomy places the organism in Eukaryota, Fungi, Ascomycota, Pichiomycetes, Serinales, Debaryomycetaceae. Gene Ontology annotation, molecular function: ATP binding; heat shock protein binding. Gene Ontology annotation, cellular component: cytoplasm. The transcript has a single exon. Gene Ontology annotation, biological process: response to heat; protein refolding.